Molecule: messenger RNA, 390 nt
Organism: Dibothriocephalus latus
Lineage: Eukaryota; Metazoa; Platyhelminthes; Cestoda; Diphyllobothriidea; Diphyllobothriidae
Source: the annotation of a GenBank genome assembly
AUGGUGGCAGACUUCCUCAAGUAUUGUAGACUUCCAGCCACAGCUGAGAACGAGGACCUCGCCUUCAGAUAUUUGGCGGCGCGCAAGUUCAACGUGGGCGAAGCUGUUGAUUUGCAUGCAGCACAUUUGGCCUUUUUGAAGGCAGAGGGUAUUACUUCCAUCAACCCGCUGGAGGAGGAAACGCGGCGUGAACUACUUUCGGGAAAAUUCACCAUCUUGAAUGACAGCGAUCCAACCGGAGCACGUGUUGCUCAGUUUUUUGUGCGUCUCCAUCGUCCUACACGAAGCUCUCAUCGCGCCGUCCUCCAGUCAAUCAUGUUUCAACUUCAUGCCAUGUUACGGAACUCCUACGCCCGUGCAAUAGCCUUCCAGAAAACAAUUCACACUUAG